AUGUUAAAGAAACUGAACUUCUUCUCAGAACUAAACUUGUUUUCACAAACUGAACUUGUUCUUCCAACUGAACUUGAUCUUCUAACCGAACUUGAUCUUAAAACUAAACUUAAUCUUCAAACUGAACUUAAUCUUUCAACUGAACUUGUUCUUUCAACUGAAUUUGUUCUUCAAACUGAACUUGAUCUUCAAACUGAACUUAAUCUUUCAACUGAACUUGUUCUUUCAACUGAACUUGUUCUUCCAACGGAACUUGAUCUUCAAACUGAACUUGAUCUUCAAACUGAACUUAAUCUUCCAACUGAGCUUGAUCUUCAAACUGAACUUAAUCUUCCAACUGAACUUGUUCUUUCAACUGAACUUGUUCUUCCAACUGAACUUGUUCUUCCAACUGAACUUGUUCUUCCAACUGAAUUUGUUCUUCAAACUGAACUUGUUCUUCCAACUGAACUUGAUCUUCAAACUGAACUUAAUCUUCCAACUGAGCUUGAUCUUCAAACUGAACUUGUUCUUCCAACUGAACUUGUUCUUUCAACUGAAUUUGUUCUUCAAAUUUAUUUGAAUAUUUCCUUAUAA
Molecule: messenger RNA, 576 nt
Organism: Chironomus riparius
Lineage: Eukaryota; Metazoa; Arthropoda; Insecta; Diptera; Chironomidae
Source: the annotation of a GenBank genome assembly